This is a messenger RNA of Hemibagrus wyckioides, 2709 nucleotides long. It is a transcript of the gene c1ql3b, whose product is annotated as complement component 1, q subcomponent-like 3b. Bases 276 to 1031 code for a protein of 251 amino acids. Lineage: Eukaryota; Metazoa; Chordata; Actinopteri; Siluriformes; Bagridae. The transcript is spliced from 2 exons. Gene Ontology annotation, molecular function: protein binding. The record is from RefSeq and is a predicted model, not a curated record.
CUAUCACUUCUCCUCCACCUCUCUCACUCAGAAGACAUGUGAUGCGCUUUUCUCUCUCUCUCUCGCCUUUCUGGAUCCCUCACCAUCACACUUUAACGCGUAAUUAAGUAGUGAUUACGCAUCUUGAGAGCACGAGCUGAUUCAUCCGACUUGAAGUUAUCACUCACGUGUGCGGGAGCAAGAUAGCGCGCAAAACGCAGCGCGAGGAGCGCCCGACGCUGUCCGGGCUGGGCGCGAGAACGCGCGCGGUCGCGGCCGGCAUCCUCGGCGUAGCCAUGGUGCUGGUGCUGGUCAUCCUGAUCCCGGUGCUGGUGAACGCAGGCGGAGCGGAUACGCGCUACGAGACUCUCAGCACCUGCAGGAUGGUCUGUGAUCCGUACGGCACCAUUAAACCUCCAUCGCGCGCCACCGGGAGCGACCCGCGCUCUAUCCAGCCUCCGACCACAUUUUUACGCGGUCCAAAAGGGGAGCCGGGACGCACGGGGCGCGUUGGCCCGAGAGGUGAACCAGGUCCACCUGGUCCACCUGGUCCUCCGGGAAAAGUCGGAAAUCCAGGACCGCCCGGGUUACCUGGACCUCCGGGAGUGAUCGGUGUGAGCGGCGGCGUCGUGAACGCGGCCACAUACACCACAGUACCCAAAGUCGCUUUUUACGCCGGGCUCAAGAAGCAGCACGAAGGCUACGAGGUCCUCAAGUUCGAUGAUGUGGUCACUAAUCUGGGCAACCACUACGACCCGGCCAGCGGCAAGUUCACCUGCUCCAUCCCGGGAAUCUAUUUCUUCGUGUACCACGUGCUCAUGCGGGGAGGUGACGGCACGAGCAUGUGGGCUGAUCUGUGCAAAAAUAACCAGGUGAGGGCGAGCGCCAUCGCUCAGGAUGCGGAUCAGAACUAUGACUAUGCCAGCAACAGCGUGGUGUUACACUUGGAGCCCGGAGACGAGAUCUACAUCAAGCUGGAUGGCGGCAAAGCGCACGGAGGGAACAACAACAAAUACAGCACCUUCUCUGGGUUCAUGAUUUACGCAGAUUAACGCGUGACGGGACUUAAAUGAAAGUUAACCUGCCCGGGUGUUUUGUUUUUUCCACACUCAGAGACAUUAAAAUGAAAGGAAACGCUGCAAAUAAAUGCAGUUCUAUCAUGCAAUUACAGUACAGUGUUCACUUGUGAUUAUAAGUUUGUCGUCCUUGAAGCUGGGCACGGCGGUAUGAUACGAUAGCGUAAAGUGUGAAAUCCUUUAAAAGGUCUGUUUCGUGAUGAAAAGCUCAGCUGAAGGUGUCAACGUGUCAUGACUUCAUCCAAGGGUUAGAUUUUAGACGAAUCACUGUGAGUUUACGAGGAAAGAAAGGGUUAAGGUUAAUCAUGUUGUGUUUUAUUUGUUGGUCAGUUUUGAGCCUCAACAUUGGGGACACUGUCACACUUCUGGUGAGCUUCAUUUAGAAUUCGACUAAGGACUUACAAACGGUACGAGUCUGAUUUGCUGUACCUGAUUUGAUCUCUGUAUUGCUUUCUUAUUAGAUAACAUAAACGUUGUGCAAUCUAUAGUAAAAUAAAAGUCACAUCUCCACUGCUGAUCUUCCAAAAGCGUUGUCAAGGGUCAGAGAAAGGUCAGCACAUCAUCUACAUAUGUCUAGCUAUAGCACGAAAUCUGAACCAGGUUAAGACUGAUUAUACCUCAUACUUCUUCUCCUAAUGCUUUUCAAGAAACCGGGUUCAUACAUUCGAAUCUCGAGAGCAAAAUUGGCCAUACUAUCUGGCCGCAGAGCAAACGCUCUCUUCCUGUCAAUCACAGUGACACUAGCCAAUCACGAGCAUCUAUGAGAUCAGGCAUACGGACGAGGGCGGAUAACGCUUUCUUCCGAGUGUGUGUUAUACGCUGCCCUGUUAUACAGAAUGUGCAGCGGUUUGAAAAAGCUGCUGUUGGAUGGCUUCACGUGUCUUGCAGCCUUCGUCGGUUCCAUUUGGUAGCUGUCAUAUUUUAGCGGGAAGUUGGCUGGAAAACGAAAGACUUCACUGUACAACCUGUAACGGCUCCAGGAUUCCCAGUGCAAAUUCCAAAAAGGAUCCCUGUACAAUCCUUCAAAAUUUUAUAAAGCCAAAGACAGCACAGUAUCAAUGACAUGUACACCAAUCAGGCGUAACAUUAUAACCACCUGUCUAAUAUUGUGUUGGUCCCCCUUCUGCUGCCAAAACAGCCCUGACCCAUCCUGCACUGUGUAUUCGGACCCCUUUCUAUCAGAACCAGCAUUAACUUCUUCAGCAAUUUGACUGCAACUGUUGGAUCGGAUCACACGGGCCAGCCUUCGCUCCCCACGUGCAUCAAAGAGCCUUGACCGCCCAUGACCCUGUCUCCGGUUCACCACUGUUCCUUCCUUGGACCACUUUUGAUAGAUACUGACCACUGCAGACCGGGAACACCCCACAAGAGCUGCAGUUUUGGAGAUGCUCUGAUCCAGUGGUCUAGCCAUCACAAUUUGUCCCUUUUGGUCAAACUCGCUCAAAUCCUUACGGUUGUCCAUUUUUCCUGCUUCUAACAUCAACUUUGAGGACAAAAUGUUCACUUGCUGCCUAAUAUAUCCCACCCACUAACAGGUGCCAUGAUGAGGAGAUCAUCAGUCUUAUUCACGGCACCUCUCAGUGGUCAUAAUAUUAUGCCUGAUCACUGUAUAUAGACAUAAGUAAAUAGACAGAGGAGUGUUCAUAAGUAUUUC